AUGGCCCGCGACACCGGCCGGGCGAGGGGGCGCGCCGCCGCCGUCGCGUUCUUCUUGUCCCGGGCGGUGGCGGGGCGGUGGCUCCGGGCUUGGGUGGAGCGGCGACGGCGGCGGUUGGAGGCCACGCGGGCGGCGGAAGACCACCGGGCCCGGGCGGCUGUUAGCCCGGGGGCUGCGCGGUGGCGGCGACAGCGGCGGCGGGACCAGCAGCUGCGGAUGGAGGCCGCCUGGAGCUCGUGGCGGGCAACGACGAGGGGGAGAAGGACGUCGCGAUCGGCGCGACGGGCAGUCGUUGAGGCCGUCGAGAGCCGCCUGCGGAGCGGCGCGAUCGGAGCGUGGCGAGGCUUCGCGGAUGGCAGGCUCCGGCGGCGAGGCCUGCUGGCCGAAGCGGCGCAGAGCCGGGCUCGGCGACUGAAGGGGAAAGGGUUGCGGGGCCUGAAGGGCGGCGCCCUCGACGCGCGCGCUCCUCGAGAUGCGGUUUGGGUUGGGGACGAGCACUGGAGACGGCGAGGGGCGGCGAUUGUCGUGGCGCGACUGCGAAAUCUCACCGAGUCACGACGGCGAAUGGUUCGGCGAGCCGCCGCUCUCUGCCUCCGUGUCGCCGCCCGAGCUGGCCUGACGCGCUGGCGGCAGUCCGCGCGAGACUCGAGGGUGGCUCGGGAGGCGUGCGUCAAGGGAGAAGCCUGGCGGCGGGAGAAAGCGAGGAGAGACGGGGUGUCGAUGCUGUCCGGUAGAUUGGGCGGGCGCGCUGAACAGAAACGAGCGAUUCGAGUCGGCACGCGGCACCUCUCGCGCCGCCUAGCCGGCCGCGCGGUGGCUGCGUGGCGAGGGUGGACCCGGCGUCGAGCCGCGGCCGCCGAUCUCUACGAAGGGGCUUCGGCGUUGCACCGUUCCUGGGUCUUAUCGGCGGGGAUGCGGGCCCUAGACCGGGUGGCGAGGGCGAGAACGUCGCGGCGCGAGGCCAUCGUCGUCGCUGAGCGACACCUCUUGCGGUUCUACGGGCUGGGGCGGUGGCGCGCUGCGGCCGCAUCGAGGAGGCGUGCGCGCAGCCGGGCGGAGAUCGCCACGGUCCACUGGGCACGGACACUGUCCUCGAAGGUGUUGAUAUCCUGGGAAGCGGCUGCGCUGCAGCAGUGGGCCGAGACGAGGCAGGAGGAGGCCGCCGCCCGCCACGAGCGUCUCGCCGGCAAGAGACGGGCGCUCCGGGCUUGGAUGGCGCGCGUGCGGUCGCGGCCGCGGUGCUUGCUGUGCGUUAGGUCGAGGUCGGGGUAUCAUUAG
Messenger RNA from Ectocarpus siliculosus, 1278 nucleotides. Lineage: Eukaryota; Phaeophyceae; Ectocarpales; Ectocarpaceae. The record is from the annotation of a GenBank genome assembly.